AUGAGAUCUUUAAUUAAGUCACAUAAACGGUCUUCAUCUUCGGAGAUAAGACCUCAUUCAUUUACUUCUCCAUCAGCAGUUGAAGAACAGUCAUCCGCUACUAAUGAGGUAACUGAUACUAGUCGGUCAUCUAAACCAGUCAUAUCGCCAUUAUCAACUCCAAACUUACAAAAACUUAGUUAUUCCCAGUUCACCCCUCCUCCACCGCCACCUCCACCAGCACCUCCUCCUCCUCUUUCAUCAUCAAACCACAAUCAAUCAAGCAUAAAUGGUAGUAGUACUUAUGAACGAGGAUCAUCUGCAUCUGUGAGUUCAAUUUCAUCUCCAAAGAAGUUAUUGACUCCUAUAAAGAAACUCUUUUCAUCCACAAGCUAUAAGCAUCAUUCAGUACCGGUUUCUGGAGAUUCUCUUGCUCAGAUAACCUCGUCAUCGGGUCGUAGGUCUUCAAGGAUUCGAAAAAGUGGUGGUGGUGGAGGUACAACUCCUUCCUCCUAUGUUUCCCUUACAAAGCUAGCGGAACAGAGUGCAAAUGUUCCAAUAGUUGCAACAAAAUUAGAGAUGACUGAUAAUUCAGGUCAAUCCUUAAGUACUCCUAUAAAGCUUAUGUCCGAGCCUCAUUUGCAAGCUUCAUAUGAUAGUGGUGAUGAACUGAUAACCAUGUCAAGUAACGCACCAUCGUUUGUUAAAGGAGAAGAACACUUCAAACGAGUGAAUAUAAAGGACGAUAAUAAUAAUCCCAAAACUCCUAAUCUUUCUUCUGAUGUUCUGAAUGACGUAACUCCAAUCAUUGAUUUAUCUGUUGAAAAGUUUACAAGGUUUGAAAUUAAUAACAAUCAACUAAAAGACAAAGAUGACGAUGAUAAUCAUUUAAGAUUUUAUAGUUCGGAUGAAUCUUCUAGUUCGUCCCAAUUUUCGUUUGUCAAAGACAUGAAAGGUGGUAGAAAUACAAGCAUCAAAUAUUACAAGACGGGCACUCCUAGCCAAAAUCUGGAGAAGAUAUUCUCCAAUGCAACCAAUGUCUUUGAUACUGAGCAAUUGGGUAAUGAUAUGGAUGGUAUGUCUGAUUAUGAUUAUGAUAAUAAUGGUGAAGACGAAGAUUAUGAUGAUUAUGAGGAUACUGGAAGAUAUAAUAAUCUUUUUGGAGAUGAUGAUUUUGAAGAUAACCAUGCAUAUGUUGAUGAUCUUGAAGAGGUCAAUUUGCCAAAUCCAGAAUUAGAUGACAUGCAACUAGAAUCAAGAUGUUUUGACGACGACGUUCAAUCAGGCUCAUUUUAUUCUUCUAGAAAUGAUAAUGAAAAUAUUACCACUCCUACACUGUUCAUUAUAGAUUCUAGUUAUUUGAACCGGAUAAACAGCAUUUCACUUAUGAAGACACAAUCUACAAGACCCUAUCAUAGAUCUUACCAUAUGUCAAUCAAUGGCAUAGACAAACUUGAUUCAUUAGAUUCUGUUAAGGUGGAGCUGGCAGGUCCAUUCCAUCAGGAAUUACUUAAAAGCUCUGAUGAUAUAUUAGAAAACUAUUUAGAGAUUCACCUGAAAUCAGAGUCUCCUCCGGCAUGUGAUGAUGAAAUUCACCAAAGUGAAAGUGUUGUACUUGAAAGCAGUGAUGAAACAAAUACAAAUAGCACCAACGAUAUGAUUGUGAAUACACCAGACAUGGCCAGCGUGGAUUGUUUAGGACUCUUUGAUAUUAGUUCUCCAAUGGUUAAUGGCAUAACUGUGGGAGCAAAUUUGCGUCAUCGGUUCCCCAAAAAUGAUUCAGAGGAUAAUUUUAAUCUGAAUAGAUCAUUUAUUAAUAGAGAACGAAUUCUGCCUGAAGGAAAGUUUGAGAAACUUGACUUUGAAAUCGAAGCAUCAUCAAAGCAUAGUCUUAUUGUUCCAAGAAAUGAAAGGGAAGUUCUCAAAUUACGUUCUGUCAAGAGUUUCCAUAGUUCUAUCAGUGAUACUAUGGAAUUGAGAAUUCAAGAGAAGCUCAAAAGUUUGGAAUCAUAUCUGUCAACCAAUGAAGUUCCACCGCUGCAUGCAUUUCAACCUCAUAAUCCUGAAGUCGGGCUUGGGUUGGUAUACAGUCCUCCCAGUACCUCAGUAGAGGACAUUGCUGUUAAACCCUUGAUGGAGUCGAACCUGCAACGCAAACUGGAAGACAACAUUGAGUUAGAUCCUAUAAGCCAACGUGGAGAGAAAAGGAAGUCUUUGAGAGAUUCAGUAUUAAGCAUGAUGGAUUUAUUAGGGAACCUUGAGAAGCGAUUUUCAAAUCCAAAUAGUGAUGCUGCUGUUGGAGCUUUCAGUAAUAAUGAUACUUCUAAUGUUGCAGAUACUGGUGUUUCAAGUCAGCAUUUGUCUAUUACUAAUAUGAUGAACAUAUUAGCAGAUUUGGAGAAGAACCAGAAGGAAAUUGUUGAGGAGAGAGAUAAAGAAUUGAAAGAAGCGAAAGCAAAUCGUGAUUCUAUACUUGGUAUGAUGUCUACAUUAGCCAAAUUGGAGUCUGACACUCCAGAUAUUUCCCCUGCAGAGAAGAAGAGAGAUUCCAUUAAUAAGAUGAUGGCAACGUUAGCAACAUUAACCGUACUGCUGACAGCAGAAUCGAGACCAAGAAGGAAGAGCUCAGAGAAAAGAGAUUCCAAGGCAAUUAGAAGCUAUCUAGCCAGCAUGAAGAAAACUAUGAAACCUCGAUAUUCAUGGUUUGAUAAUGAUGAAUCAGUUCAAUUCAAGUUUAAGGAAAAUACUGUUGUUCCACCACCUAUACCUGAAGUGUCCAAAGCUCAACGGUAUUCCUUUGGAGAAAGUCUGGUUACUGAAGCUUCCAAUCCCAUUUUAUAUGAUGAUCUUUUAGAUGAAGUUAACAAGCUUCCUGAAGAUUUUGAUUUUGAUGAAUAUGAACUUUCAAUUGAACGGAUCAAAUCUCAAAAGUUGAAUCAACCAGAAUUCUUUCGAUCCAAUUCUUAUAAUAAGAAACCCGUCAAGUCGCUAAUAGGGCAGAACUUUGCAUCCAAUAAGAUUGAGACUUUAAAUAAAACAGUUACUUUCUACAAUAAGCACGUGGGAAAUAAUAAUUUGGAAGUAACAUUAAACGAAAGUCUAAGCAGAGGACCUUCUAUUAGAUCAGUGAAUUCAUUUGCUUCAGUUAAUGAAGAGGAUGAAGGUGAAUCAUCUUUGGAAUAUGAAUCUCAACAAUCAAGUUACUAUAAUGAUUAUCCCAAGAAGAAUUUGACUACUAUUACUGAAAGCCCUAAUAUUCGUUAG
This is a messenger RNA of Lizanozyma spartinae, 3243 nucleotides long. RefSeq lists its product as uncharacterized. The record is from RefSeq and is a predicted model, not a curated record. Bases 1 to 3243 code for a protein of 1080 amino acids. Lineage: Eukaryota; Fungi; Ascomycota; Pichiomycetes; Serinales; Debaryomycetaceae. The transcript has a single exon.